AGGUGUUAUAGUACGUAGUAUUCGUGAGUAGUCGAAGUGAGGUGCCUUUAUAAAAGUUUUGUAAACGCGGUAUUCGUUUAGAAUGCAAAAAGACCAAGCCUCUAAACUUGUAGAAAAGUUCAUUGAGUUUUCGAAUUUUGUUUGAUGGUAUGAUAGCCAAUAGGCUGUAUCUACUGACACGAUCCACAUUAACCUACCGCAGACAUCGAAAGUGUUUCUGAGAGUUGAAUAAUAUAAGAAUAAUAAUUAACUGCUUCCAUAUACAAAUGGCCUACAAAUUGGACUAGCAAUGGUAUACCGUCAGGUUUUUAUAUCUGGCCAACUGCGGCUUGCAAUAAUUUGCAUUGCCUCCACAUCGUGGGCUGAAUAAGACAAAUUCAUAAAUUUACCCUCAAAAAAGAGAUUCAAAAUUUUUGCGGCUUACACAUGUUUUAUAGUCAGUCAGUUGAUUCAUGAAUAGUGAUAUGUCGGGACAGUCUUUUCUUCAUACCUAGUUUUACUGCUACUCAUAUCCCUAAGGUUUGACUGGAAAAAGACACUUGCGUAAUCACUAAGGUAUUGUAACGUUGUAGUGUUUCGUAGCAUAGAAUGCAGCUGAAUAUUGUACACUUCGGUUUUUGCAUAGAUUUCAAGUUAUCUUAUCUACGUGACUCGAUUCGCCUGAUUUGGAUAUUAUUUAUUGCGCAUCAAAAGGAAUUUUAGAGAAAAGGUAGAGUUUCGUUGUUCAAAUUUUUCAAAUUUUGUUUAAUUAUGACAUCUAAUUUUAUUACUAUUUCAACACAGGAAAUCAAAAUCAUUUAACACAUUUCAGAAUGGAGACUACAGACUUUGGUAUUAUCGCGAUGGAAGUCUUUUUCCCAAGAUACUUUGUUUCUCAACAUGAUUUGGAAGUGGCGGAUGAAUGUAUUGGGAAGUACACUCAAGGAUUAAGUCAGACAUCUCUCGGAUUUUGUUCGAUACAGGAAGAUAUAAAUUCGAUAUGUCUAACUGUGGUUAGUAACCUUAUCAAACGUGUUAAUAUUGACUUGAGAAAAGUUGGUUUUCUUGAGGUUGGAACAGAAACAGUAAUAGAUAAAUCUAAAUCUACAAAGACUUUGCUAAUGGAAUUAUUUGAAACAGCUGGAAAUUUUGAUGUUGAAGGAGUAGACGUUAAAAACGCAUGUUUUGGUGGUACCUCCGCCUUGUUCAGUGCACUCAACUGGCUUGAAUCCAGUAGUUGCAAUGGUCGCCUAGCGUUGGUAGUUGCCGCUGAUAUAGCAGUUUAUGGUAAUAAAGCAGCACGUCCCACCGGCGGUGCUGGGGCUGUUGCACUUCUACUUGGGCCAAAUGCUCCGUUGGUAGUUGAUCCUGGUUUACGCGCUAUUUAUAUGAAACAUCGCUAUGAUUUUUAUAAACCGAAUUUAAGUUCUGAAUAUCCUGUUGUGGAUGGUCAGUUCAGUAUGCAGUGUUAUCGAGAGGCUUUAGAGGCGUGCUAUAAAUUGUAUAAACAGAAGGCGGCUUCUAAAGGCCUUAAUGGAACUGUAACUUCACCUUGGUGCGAAAAUCUGCCGAAAGUGAAUAAUUCCGUUGACUAUAUGUGCCUUCAUUCUCCAUUUACUCGUCUCGUCCAAAAGGCAGUAGGCUGGUUGGCACUGGUUGAUGUGCGUAUGGUUUGUAGUGAAGCUGGUAAGAUAACUUCAAACGGUUCUGACAAUCAUCAGACAUCACUGAAAUCCAAUCAUCUCAAUUCAGUUGAUCCGGAUAUCUGCACAGCUUUGAAAGAUUAUUCUGCAACUGAUGAAAAACAGUGUGAUAUUCCAGAUCGCCAGUUGGAUGCAACCUGUAUAAAAGCGACUGAAUCAUUAUACAAGCGUAGAGUAGAUCCUGGAUUAAUGUUUGCUAGGAAUGUUGGCAAUAUGUACACUGCUUCAUUGUAUUCAUGUCUGGCUAGUCUUAUCCUCAAUGUUCCAAAGGCUGAGUUAUUAGGCCGUCGUAUCCUAAUGUAUUCUUAUGGUUCCGGAAUGGCAUCAGCUAUGUUCAGCAUUCUAGUUCAUCCAGAUAGAGAACUAUCAAGUGUCGUAGACUGUUCCUUAUCAUCGCUAUCUGAAGGUACUGGAGAUUCAUCUCAGAUUAAGUAUGCUGUCCACCAACGUCUAUUCAAAGAACGUACACAAGUGUCUGUUUUGGAUUUUGAACAUAUGCUGGAAGAACGACGGAUUUCACACAACUCAGUUUCUUUCGAACCAUUAUUUCGACCUGACGGAUUGUUUCCUGAUUCAUAUUAUUUGAAGAGAGUAGAUGACCGAUAUCGUCGAUUUUAUGAUAAAUUUCCAGGAGUAUAGCCGUCUUGGAAUUUCUAUUCGACUAACUACCCGCCUACCUACCUACCUACCUAUGGUGACCGAAUAAGCAUAGCAUGUGAAGCAGUAAUUAAAACUAUUAUAUUCCUGUGAAAUUUUCUUCGCAUAGAUUUAAUUAGCGCACAUUUACUCAGAUACUUCAUUCGAGUAAACAAUCUUUUUCUGCAGUAGUAUUUUUUUUGUGUGUGUAGUUGACGAGAGGAAAGAACAAGACGAAAAAGAAAUUUGUUCCGUUCCACAUUCAUGCACCUUUUGUUAUGCUUUUGGUUUUGCUACAAGCCUUAAUUUGAAUAUUUUUCAAUGAACUUUCACACUCAUCUUAUAUUCAUUCCUUCAGUGAUUUUGUUUUGUAUGAUCAGGUUGAUUCAAUUGUUUUGCUUUCGUAAGCUGUCUCUCUUGUCUUCUAGUCCGAAUGUUAUGAACACAAAGCUUUAUGCACAAACUGUUGUCUAUUUGUUAUUGACACAACUUGUUGUUGUUCUUUUCUGAUCACGAGAAGUUUCUUUUCUCUUCUAUUUUUUUUUUAAAUUUUCAAGUAUUGGUUUUUUUUAAAUGUUAUGAAUAAUACGGUUGUGCCUUGAUUAUUGAAAAUAUACGGUGAAAUAGUAUGC
Molecule: messenger RNA, 2950 nt
Organism: Trichobilharzia regenti
Lineage: Eukaryota; Metazoa; Platyhelminthes; Trematoda; Strigeidida; Schistosomatidae
Source: the annotation of a GenBank genome assembly